AUGCCGAAGAACAGCAAAGUAACACAGCGUGAGCACAGUAAUGAACAUGUCACCGAGUCUGUGGCCGACCUGUUGGCCCAUGAGGAGCCAGUGGACUAUAAGCACAGUGUCCUGAAUAUGGCCGGAGAGGCCCAAGACAAACAGAAGGACGUGGAGGAAGACCUGGAGGCUGAGGAUCGGCCUGCCUGGAACAGUAAGCUGCAGUACAUCCUGGCACAGAUCGGCUUCUCCGUGGGCCUGGGCAAUGUCUGGAGGUUUCCAUACUUAUGCCAGAAAAAUGGUGGAGGUGCUUACCUCGUGCCCUACCUGGUGCUGCUGAUCAUCAUUGGGAUCCCACUCUUCUUCUUAGAACUGGCUGUGGGCCAAAGGAUACGCAGGGGCAGCAUUGGAGUGUGGCACUAUGUGUGCCCUCGGCUGGGUGGCAUUGGCUUCUCCAGUUGCAUUGUCUGCAUCUUUGUUGGGUUGUAUUACAAUGUGAUCAUUGCCUGGAGUAUAUUUUAUUUCUUCAAAUCCUUCCAGUAUCCAUUGCCCUGGAGUGAGUGCCCUGUCAUUAGGAAUGGAACUACCACAGUGGUGGAGGAAGAGUGUGAAAAGAGUUCAGCUACCACCUACUUCUGGUACCGAGAGGCCCUGGACAUCUCCAACUCCAUCUCAGAGAGUGGGGGGCUCAACUGGAAGAUGACCCUCAGCCUCCUUGUGGCUUGGAGCAUUGUGGGUAUGGCUGUGGUCAAGGGCAUUCAGUCUUCAGGAAAGGUGAUGUAUUUCAGCUCCCUUUUCCCCUAUGUGGUGCUAGCCUGCUUCCUGGUCCGGGGGCUACUGCUACGGGGAGCUGUGGAUGGGAUCCUACACAUGUUUACUCCCAAGCUAGACAAGAUGCUUGACCCCCAGGUGUGGCGGGAGGCAGCUGCCCAGGUCUUCUUUGCCUUGGGGUUGGGCUUUGGGGGUGUCAUUGCCUUCUCCAGCUACAACAAACAGGAUAACAACUGCCACUUUGAUGCCGCCCUUGUGUCCUUCAUCAACUUCUUCACCUCGGUGCUGGCCACCUUGGUCGUUUUUGCUGUGCUGGGCUUCAAGGCCAACAUCAUGAAUGAGAAGUGUGUGGUCGAGAAUGCUGAGAAGAUCCUUGGAUACCUGAACACCAAUGUCCUGAGUCAUGACCUCAUCCCACCCCACGUCAACUUCUCCCACCUUACUGCCCAUGACUACAGUGAGAUGUACAAAGUCAUCAUGACUGUCAAGGAGGACCGAUUCCAGGAGCUGGGCCUGGACCCUUGUCUUUUGGAAGAUGAACUCAAUAAGUCUGUGCAGGGGACAGGCCUGGCUUUCAUUGCCUUCACCGAGGCCAUGACCCACUUCCCAGCCUCUCCCUUCUGGUCUGUCAUGUUCUUCCUUAUGCUGAUCAACCUGGGCCUGGGUAGCAUGAUUGGGACCAUGACUGGGAUCACCACACCCAUCAUCGAUACCUUCAAGGUGCCAAAGGAAAUACUCACAGUCGGGUGCUGCAUCUUUGCAUUUCUUGUGGGACUCCUGUUUGUCCAGCGCUCUGGGAACUACUUUGUCACCAUGUUUGAUGACUACUCAGCUACUCUGCCCCUCACUGUCAUUGUCAUCCUAGAGAACAUCGCUGUAUCCUGGAUUUAUGGAACCAAGAAAUUCAUGCAGGAGCUGACAGAGAUGCUGGGCUUCCGACCCUACCAAUUCUACUUCUACAUGUGGAAGUAUGUGUCCCCCCUGUGCAUGGCUGUUCUCACCACUGCCAGCAUCAUCCAGCUGGGUGUCACCCCACCGGGCUAUAGUGCCUGGAUCAAGGAGGAGGCUGCAGAACGGUACCUCUAUUUCCCCAACUGGGCCAUGGCCAUCCUGAUCACUCUCAUUGUCCUGGCCAUUCUGCCCAUCCCCGUGGUCUUCAUCCUCCGCCAGUUCCACCUGCUGUCAGAUGGCUCCAAUACCCUGUCUGUGUCCUACAAGAAGGGCCGGAUGAUGAAGGACAUCUCCAACUUGGAGGAAAAUGAUGAAACCCGCUUUAUCCUGAGCAAGAUGCCCAGCGAGACUCCCUCCCCGAUGCCCACCCAUCGCUCCUACCUUGGCCCAGGAAACACAUCCCCCCUGGAGAUGAGCAGUGCCCCCAAUGGACGCUAUGGGAGUGGAUACCUGCUGGCCAGCACCCCUGAAUCUGAGCUGUGACCACUGUCACUCUACUUCCCACCCUCUAUCCCUUACCUGCCUCUCUGGUCUACCUUCCUACUGCCCAUAUUCCUGACCGGUGGUGGUACCAUCCCCAGUUCAGCUGGGCAUGGGAUUCUCAGAGCCACCACCUUACCUCUUAGAAUCAUUCCUGGACCUUGCUCAGUGUAAGGAACAAGGGGUUUGGAACAUAUUCCCUUCCCCACUCUCCCCCAUUUGCCUGUCUCUGUAACUCCAUCUGGUCCCCUUCAUACCUCUAGCCAAAUUACACACCCUAGGAGGUGCCAUCACAACAGUUUAGGUGCUGUGGUGGCUGUGUCAGAGAUGACUCAGGAAUCUGGAUUCCCAGCCCAGCAGCUCUUCCAGGUGACUCCUGAGGCAUCUCUUUCACCUCUCUUCCUGUUUUCUGCCAACUCUGGUUGUCUCUUUCCUUGGUGUUUUCUUGCUCCUUACCUGGACAGAGCUUGACGAGGCAGUGACUCCAUUAAGACUGGAGGUUCCUCUCUUGGGACCAACAGGUUUUACACCACUGAUGAUCGGGGAGGAGGAUGCUCCCCAACAGACACAAGCAGUGAGUGGGCUAAAAGUCUGUCUUCAGGCCUGGUACUUGGCAGCCCCCUGGUACAGGGAGGCCUCCAAGGGUAUCUGUUCUGUGAGAGAGACCAGGGAAAUUGCCUCUGGAGGCUCAGAUAGUUGGCACAGGGUUCCCCUUACAUCUGAUCCUGGUGGGAGGAGAGGGCAAAGUGGUCAGCUGAUGAUGAAUGGAUUUCGUUGCUGUGUCUAAGAUCCGGAUGUAAUGUUCCAGCCACUGCCCUAAGUAUGGGAGGGGUUGCUCAGGGACCAGUAUAAGGUCUCCCUAGCUAUGGGGGGGAAGACAGAAGGUGAGCUAUUACAGGAUGCUGCUUUUAUUGUGUGUGUGUAUACAUGGACGCAUCUGUCCUGCUGCCUGUCUCAUCAUGUCUGUGAGAAUAGCCCUGACUGGGGUCAGGUCAGUGUCUCAGCUUGGGAAUGCUUUGCUUAGCCCUCAGGAUAUAGUGCUCUGAGUGGAGCCUGAGAGCAGUGGCCUCUGAUUCUCUCCAGUUGUGGGAGCAAGGACAAUUGGGAGUGAGGUGAGGUGGGGGCAGAAGGCUGCUCCCAAACUUGUUUUCGGAAGCACACUAUUUCCCCCUCUCCUACCCUCCCCCCAUCAUUCCAAGCAGGGGACAGUCAUCUCCCUCCGGCAGCUACUCCCUCUGGAGCAGGAGGGCCCUGGGAUCUGGGGAAUUCUCUGUGCUCCUAGGAGUGGAGGGGGGCUCUGGCCCAGGACCUUCCUUGCCUGUGAUUGGUUAAUUAGGCACAAGGUGGAGAAGUCCUAGGGUCUGGGGAAAAGAGUUUCAAUUUCACUGCCUCCUCAGCCCUGAUGGCCACUCCCACCCUGAACAAUCCCUUCAGGACUGUCUGAAUAAUCCCAGUGGCCAGUCUUUCCAGUGACUGCCCUCCCUCACCCCACCCCACCACUCCACUGUCACCAGCUUCCUCUCCACCUCCUCCCUUCUUCCUCUUCCUCAUCCCUUACUAUUUUAGAACCACUCCCAAGCCUCUUAGGUCCCAUCUUACAGGGAACUUAACAGAACCCCACUGUUGCAAGGAAACAUAGAUCCUGCCCUGAUGAGUUACCGAAUGAGUGAGUUCCUUUACCCCAGUGGCUUAGGAAACAGAACUCAAACUCAGGUCCCCUGACAACUCAUCUGGGGUUCUUUUAGCAACAUCAUGCCCAGUAUUAUCAUCCAGACUUGCCUGGUUGAGGGCUAGCUACCCCUAGGAAGAGUCAGGAUUUCUGAGCAUAAACAUGGAAUCACAGGACCUGAGUUCAAAUCCUGAUUCUGUCACUUGCUACCCAUAUAUCUCAUCUGUAAAAUAAGCGGGUUGGACUAUAUGACCUCCUAGGUCCUUUCCUGCUCUCAAUUCUGUGAUGGUGGUGGGGAGAAGGGAUCCUGGGAGUUGUGCAAUUAAAGAAAACAUCCGAAGUGCUUCAGAAUUGAAUUGGGAACGGAGUAUCUGUUGAAUGAAUUAACAAAUGAAUGAAUGAUUGAAUUGCCCCCAAACUUUCCCUGGCUUAGAAAGUGAUCCUCUGCCUUUAGAAACUUCCUCUAAGGUGAGCAAACUAGGCAACAGUGCUUGGUCCAGGUCCCUAGGGGAAGAACCUUGAAGUACCUUCCCUGGAUGUGGCCAAGUUUUCACUCAGGAUUGGGAGGGGACAGACUGAGCCCAGGGUCCCUUCCUCCUCUCUCCCUCUUCUGCACCUUGGCCAUCCACUUCCUUCUUCUCAUCUUUCAUCCUGCCCAUCCUCUCUUCUUUCAUGGUUCUUCCUUGCCUUUUUUCCACCUUCUCUGAGGGCUUCCUAUGUGAGAGGGCCUUAUUUCCACAGCAGGGUGAGUAUAUGAAUGAAUUUGCCCCAAUCUGCGGUGCCCUCGCCUCUCAGAGAUUGAUUACUCCUCCCUCUUCUCACCCCCACCCCAACCUUUGCCCUAUGCUUGUUUUUCAGCGAACUUAGGUAGGGAAAGGGAAAAUGUAAAAACCCGAGAGAGACAAUACAUUAUAUAUAUAAUAUAUAUUAUAUUCCAUAUAUUCUAUUUCUAUUGUAUAUAUGAACUGUACAUGUCUGUGUAAAUGCUGUUUAAUGAGAAGCCCAAAGCAGUAAUUAGUGGACUAUUUUCAUCCUCAGUGCUGUACAGAUAAUAUUUUCAUUGUAUAUUUGAUAUUUAUAAUUUUUUUUAGUGUUUGGCUGGGUCAGACCCCAGCCUGACAGCCUGCAGGGGCAGGGCACUGGGCUGGGUGGGGGGAGGGGGGACCAUUCUUUCGUUUUAUGUGGGGUUCAGUAUUGCAUUGUGACCAUUUGCUGUAGGCUGGGGCCCAGUUGCAGCUGUGUUGUUCUUGUGUGUUAUAGCCAUAGGGCUCAUUUGCUAGGUAAGUAGGAUGUCCCUGCCGGUGUGUGUUAGGAUUUGUGAUUCCUUGUGUCUACUGCUUUUCUGGGCCUCUUACCCACUCCUGCCUGCUGCUGUCCCACGCUAGACCUUGAAUUGAUGUAUUGGAAAUGAGGGAAGAAAAGGCCCCCACUGGUGGGGGUACCCUUUACCUAUUAGUUUUUUGCCUUGGGACAACAGAGGCCUUAGUCUACAGAGUGAAUUUUACCCCAGGGUGAUGUCUAUCUGUCUGUCUUUUUCUGUAAGUAGCCAAAGUGAGCUAGAGCUCCAUGGAUCCUGUGCGUUUAGAAGUGGUUUGCAUUUGUGUAUGAGCAGGAACAGGACUGAGCAGAGCAAGCCAUCAUUCCUGGCCACUGUUCAGAGACAGAGAAAACCCUGAACCUUGUCUUUCCACCAAAAACUUAGGUGCUCCCAUCAAAUUAAUAAUCCAUUUUAACAGAGAAUAAACUACUUGAUGUCACCAACUGAGGAAGGUCCUUUCAUCUAUCCCCGUGCCUCUGUCCUUAUUGAUGAUGACAGUGAAAUAAGCUUAGCCUGGCAGAUUGGCAUGAGUAUGUGGGAUGCAAGUUGAGGGAACCUCUGUUGUUCUUAAAGUGUUCCAGUUUUGUUCCAACUCCAGGAUCCCAUACUUACUGGGGACAAAGUACUAGGGUGGGGGGAAGAAGUACAGAGGCAGCCAGACUGUUUUUAGCCAAAACUCCAACUUUUCUCCUUGAUGGAACAGAAGAGUUUGGGUGAUAAGGGUGAAAGAUUGGCCUCUGGGGCCCUAGGAGACAGGUUCAUGGGAAUGGUGGGGGGGGGGGAUGCCUUUUGUGUCCUCUUAACUUCCCUGACUACUGCUUGACUUGGUAAAACACUAGCAUGGGGCCAGAAUUCACAUGGAAGAAGCCCAGGGUAAACAGACAGCCCCAAACAAAGCUCUCCCCUGACCCUUGUUAUUUCUACUUUCACAACCCUCCUUGGCAGGCCAGGGCUCACCUAGCCCACAUCUGGGAACCGUGGGCUGUAGCAGCACUGCGUAGAAAGACUGGGCAGGAGCUGAGCAAAUCCCUGGUUCCUUUUCUGCUCCUAUCACCAGCUUCUUGCUCAGGGAGAUUUUUCCUCCACCCCUCUGGCAAAGGCAGUAUGUCAAGCACUAAGCUAGACUCCCCUAAGGUAUAUGUGAAUGGGGAAGAGACCAGUGCCAGCUUGGAAGGGAGCAGCUGGGCACUGGGCAGGGUGAGGCUUCCCUUCCCUCCACCAUCUCCCCCCCCCCCCCCCCGAGCCAGAUGAGCCCAAGCAGGUGUGGGCAGGCUCCUGGCCCAGAUAGCUUUUGCUUUCUAGCAAUAAAUUCCCCAUAGUGCUGGGACAAGUCUGAUGUUAGCUACGUAAUUUGCGGCCUGUGAGUUGUUGUUAGAAGCUGCUGGUGGUCCUGGCCCCCAGUGCUUGCUGCAGUAUUACUAACUGGUCCCUGUGGCCACUACAUUCCAGCCCUCCUCCCCAUCCUUCAACCCUGUCCAAGAUUGUUAGCUUGCCCACCUGCUCUGAAUGAGGGGCAUUUGGUUCUGCCUCUCAGAAAUGCGUAACACCCUCCCCCCCACCCCCGACAUUAUUUCCUCAUCUCCCUCCCACCAGCUCAGUGAGCAUUCUAAAGUCCUUUCUCAGCUUAGGACACCAAGUUUGGCCCAGAAUUCUUUGCACAGCCUGGAGGCAGCUGAAGUGGUUUCCUGGAGGGAAAAAGCAAGCAAAUGCUGCAGGAGGAGAGGCCAAGCUCUUCUACCAGACCCUGGAGUUCUGGGGGUCGGAUUGUCUCCCAACUAGGCUGCAAACAUAGGACUGGGAUUGGGAGGAAGGUCUUCAAGGACAGACGGAGGCCGCUGUCUCCUCGCCCAGGUUCCAUUGCACAGAUAGUUAGAUAUAAGCACACAACUUACAGUCACUUGGUUUUCUAGUAAAAGUUGAAAUCGAAUGCAGCAGAUAUCAUCCCUCCCCUCUCCCACCCCCUCCCCCUGAUGUAGCUGGUCAGAGCUCUAAUUACAAGCUGCCCUACUGCAGGAGGAGGGAAUGCAACAGUCCCUCUGAACCCCCUGCCACCCCCUCAACGGGGCGCAAUAAAGUAUCUGUUCUUACCAA
This is a messenger RNA of Phascolarctos cinereus (koala), 7259 nucleotides long. The record is from RefSeq and is a predicted model, not a curated record. NCBI's taxonomy places the organism in Eukaryota, Metazoa, Chordata, Mammalia, Diprotodontia, Phascolarctidae.